UAUCAUUUCCUUAUUAUGGCUGCACUACUGUACACGUUGUUGCUCUUCUUCCUGUCUGGCUCCUUCCUCGAGGCGGCCCUCGAUGAGCAGCGCUUCCAGGGAAUGCUAAAGCUAGAGCGGGAACUGCUGCAGAAUUUGCGAGACUAUGCCCUGGCGCUAAAGGAGAAGAUCAGCGUCAUUAAUGGCGCUCUGAGGGAGUACAACGAAGAGAUCGACGAGGCCAACGAGGAUCCGGAGCUGUAUCUGUCGAAUCCGCUGAACGCCUUUCGACUGAUACGCCACAUGCACCAGGAUUGGGUCAGCUGGCAGGUGUACAUGGAGCAGCAGGUUGGCCCCGAUCAGGUGGCGAAACUGGAGCGCAUCUUGCCGCAGCUGCCACAGCGGCAGGACUUCCAGAGAGCGGCCCAGACGAUGCAGAGCCUCGUCGAGUUCUACGCGUAUGAACCUUCCUCUCUGGUGGCUCAAGAAGAGUUCUACAGCGACUUGUAUCUGUCCCCCUUCGACUGCUACCACAUGGGUCUGGAGUUGUACCAGGAGGAGAACUACCACGAGGCCAUCAAGUGGCUCACUGUGGCCGCAGAGAACUACACAUUGUCGCCGUACAGCGAACUUUACAACGUGCUAGGGGCGUCACGCUCGGAGGUGUAUCGAAUGCAGGCCAGGACCUACCACAAACUCAACCGGGAGGAGGUGUACAUGGCCUACCAGAACGCCAUAAUCCUGGAUGAAUUCAACGUGCACCUGCUGCAAGAAAGCGGCGUCCUAGAGCUGCUUAGCCUGCGCGAUCCCAUGGAGCCUAUUGUGGCGCCUGUGACUACACCCAGUCCCCUGCAGAGCCAGUGCCGGGAAAGCGUCGUCGCGCAAUCUGGCGUCUGUGCGCACAAUACGAUGCUGUCAGCCUUCCUGACACUGGCCCGGCUCCGCUACGAGGAGGUGCUCCUCUCUCCCUACAUUGUAAUCUACCGGAAUGCCUUCUACGAGACAGAGGUCGCCCACAUCCGAGACGCCCUCAAGCGGUGUCCCUUGGAGGCCAAGUUCCCGAUACUUGCCGGUGUAAGAGGCUGCUCUGUCCCGGAUGAAUACAGUCCGGUGAUGAAGCGCCUUGGGGAGCGGGUGCUGGACAUGACGGGCUCCUUCAAGCCGGCGGAUAGCUUCCAUGUGCUAGAGUACGCCCAGCCAGAGCCCUUCCGUCUGUUCCAGCUGUUCAAGGAAUCCUCAAAAUUUUCCAACCUGGACUUUAACGAAAUCGAGUGUACUGCCAUCUUCUUUCUGAAUGAUGUGGAGGUAGGCGGUGCCAUCACCAUUCCACACUAUCCAAUGUCUGUGCAGCCGAGGGAAGGCGACGUCCUGAUCACAUUCCACGAGGGCGACUUUGAGCACACCGUCUGCCCCAAUGUUGUGGGCAGUGGAUUGGUCAUGGUAAAGUUUCUCUACGCGGAUACAGAAGAGUAAGCAAAGCUUUCUACCAUUACCAUUCAACGCGGUCUGGCGCAGAUAAAAACCAGAUUAAAAAAGCUGACCUCACGGAUAGGAUUGCUUGCGCCGAUCACCCACACUUCAAAAAUGCAAAAUGUAUACCCAAAAAAAUAAUUGUUUAGAAAUCUGGUAUUUGGAUUAAUGGAUUAAAAA
Drosophila obscura is the source of this 1629-nucleotide messenger RNA. RefSeq names its product prolyl 4-hydroxylase subunit alpha-2. Gene Ontology annotation, molecular function: iron ion binding; protein binding; L-ascorbic acid binding. Lineage: Eukaryota; Metazoa; Arthropoda; Insecta; Diptera; Drosophilidae. The record is from RefSeq and is a predicted model, not a curated record. The coding region runs from base 16 to 1452 and encodes 478 amino acids. Gene Ontology annotation, cellular component: endoplasmic reticulum. The transcript is spliced from 7 exons.